AUGACUUCAACACAAACAUAUGUACCGACAUCUGUUAAUCAGGCAAUAACACCCCCAAAGACUCCGGAGUCCCAUGGGUAUCAGAAGGUCUUUCACAAUUGGCCGGAACCAGAAAGUGAGCCCGAGGGUAUCUAUUUGCACCACAAGACAGAAGUUCCCCGCCUGGAAUCUGAUUCGAUUCAUAAUUCGAACCUAGACAAUGUAUCGCAUCAAGAAGUCUUACUCUUGCAUGGCGCAAAGCAAAGAUAUACCCAUGCAGUAGAGCAAGCAAUACCUUCCUUAGGGGAUGAUAGAGAAAUGCUCGUUGCAGUGGAGGUUAUUGGUUUGAAUCCAAUCGAUUGGAAAGCUCCCGACUUUGGCUUUGGACUGCCUUCUCUCCCCUGUAUAAGUGGCCGAGAUUUUGCUGGAAAGGUGGUAAAAUCAUCUCAAGCAAAUUCGAGAUUCAAACCUGGAGAUACUGUUAUGGGAAUUUCCACUGAUUAUCGAGAUUCUCGGAAAGCUGCAUAUCAACAAUAUGCAAUUGUUUCAGACUUCAAUGCUUGCAGGCUUCCAAGUACCGUUAGUCCAAUCGAUGCUGCACCACUUGGCGUUGCCUUUGUUGCCGCUGCCCUUGGGUUAGGCAUAUGUUUAGGAGUAAAUUUUGCCAAUGGCGAGGGUGAAAUUCAAGGGCCAGAUCUUUUCCAAGCAAUCCGCUCCAUAACUAGAGAUUCUAUUCCACAUGAUGUCAGAGCAGAAUGCUUUGAUAGUAUCCGAGAGGAUGAGAGGCCUAAACCAGGGGACUGGAUAGCGAUCUGGGGAGGUUCUUCUGCUACUGGGUGUUGCGCAGUCCAACUUGCAAAACUGGCAGGACUCAGAGUUAUUGCAGUAAUAGACGUUGCUCGAAGUGGUGAACGUAUGUUGAAACAUGGUGCAGAUCUCUUGGUGGAUCGUUUUGACACUGAAAGGGCGAUAUCCAUCGUCAAAGGUAUCACAAAGGGAAAACUCCGCUUUGGACUUGAUACGAGAGGGAAAGAAAGUACAGCCCUUCUCGCACAAACCAUGCGUUCAGAUAGCGGACUAGAAGGGAAAAGGGCGCAUCUUGUUGGCUUGACCGGGUUGCCAAAGGAACCAACUCCAGGAGUGCUAUAUCAUUCCGUUCCUAUCAAGACAUUUCAUGAAGCACCAAACAUCGGUGAAGGAUUAAUGAUCUGGUUGGAAAGACUAUUCGAGCAAAAAAGAAUAGCGACUCCUGAAAUUGAGAUCGCGCAUGGUGGGUUACAAGGCAUAAACGCAGCACUUGAUAGACUGAGGGAUGGUUCAGUAAAUGGUCCAAGAAUAGUUGUACCAUUAGGACUGAGAAGCUAA
This is a messenger RNA of Botrytis byssoidea, 1344 nucleotides long. RefSeq lists its product as uncharacterized. The record is from RefSeq and is a predicted model, not a curated record. Gene Ontology annotation, molecular function: oxidoreductase activity, acting on NAD(P)H. The transcript is spliced from 4 exons. The coding region runs from base 1 to 1344 and encodes 447 amino acids. Lineage: Eukaryota; Fungi; Ascomycota; Leotiomycetes; Helotiales; Sclerotiniaceae.